UUUCCCUCUUCUCACACAACACAGUCACAACCUCAGAACCACUCAUAACCGCAAACCCAUUUCUUCAAUCUUCUCCAAUGGCUCUCUCUUCCAAACUCUCAAUCUCAACCCUCUCUCCUUCACCUCUUCACGCUCAGAAGAAGAAUCUCUCUUCUUCUUCUUCUUCUUCUUCCCUUAGCUUUGUUCUUUCAUCUUCUUCAAAAACCAACAAGGUUUAUGCUACUGCAUCAAACUCAUCAACAACACUCACUGGUGUCCUCUUUCAACCCUUUGAAGAAGUCAAGAAAGACUACCUUGCUACCCCCAUUGCUCCCAACGUUUCUCUGGCCCGCCAGAAUUUCAAGAACGAAUCUGAAGCUGCCAUCAAUGAACAGAUUAAUGUUGAAUACAAUGUUUCGUAUGUGUACCACUCUCUGUUUGCGUAUUUUGACAGAGAUAACAUUGCUUUGAAGGGACUUGCUAAGUUCUUUAAGGAAUCUAGUGAAGAGGAAAGAGAGCAUGCUGAGAAGCUGAUGAAAUAUCAGAAUCUUCGUGGUGGAAGAGUUGUGUUGCAUCCUAUUGUGAGUCCUCCCUCUGAAUUUGAUCAUGAAAAGGGUGAUGCAUUGUAUGCUAUGGAAUUGGCACUGUCUUUGGAGAAGUUAGUGAAUGAGAAGCUUUUGGAUCUUCAUGCUGUGGCUGAUAGCAACAAUGAUCCUCAAUUGGCUGAUUUCAUUGAGAGCGAGUUUUUGGAUGAACAAGUUCAAUCAAUCAAGAAGAUAUCAGAGUAUGUGACCCAGUUGAGAUUGGUUGGAAAGGGUCAUGGUGUGUGGCACUUUGAUCAAGCUCUUCUUUGAAGAUUUAGAAUCUGAAUCAUUUGGUUUAUUAUGAAGAAGCUACUAGUUGUUUUUUAUAUUGUUGGAUUAGGUGAAUAAAUGUUUCUGCUAGGUUGUUAUUUUUAGGUUUAGGAGUGUUUCUUGUUUUAGUUGCUAGAAAGUACUUUGUGUUUAUUUGGAAGUUGGAACUAUUGUAGUUAGCUUGCAAUUAUUAUUUUGUUAGAAAUGAAAAUGAUUUGGCUACUAGUUUCUAUUGGGAAUGAAUGAAAAUGUUAUUUCAUAAUUUCUAUCA
Molecule: messenger RNA, 1104 nt
Organism: Vicia villosa (hairy vetch)
Lineage: Eukaryota; Viridiplantae; Streptophyta; Magnoliopsida; Fabales; Fabaceae
Product: ferritin-3, chloroplastic-like
Exons: 6
Coding region: 78-833 (251 amino acids)
Biological process (GO): iron ion transport; intracellular iron ion homeostasis
Cellular component (GO): cytoplasm
Molecular function (GO): ferrous iron binding; ferric iron binding
Source: RefSeq, a predicted model, not a curated record